GUUCCAUACCUCCAUCUUUCGAUUUCAAUAUCCUCAUUUUCUCUUUUCUCCGCAAAAAAACAUCUCCAUCAUGCUGGGGACGCUGAAGGCUGCGCCCGGCAGCAGCCUAUCAACAGAUUACCCAAAGAGGAUAAAGUGGCUCUCGCGUUUCCGCCCGCGCGUUCCCAGCAGCUUCGUCUUCCUUCUAUCGCCCUUGCGUUGAUACUUGCCACCACCACUUGAUCAUGGUUCAGUAUUGCUUUUCUCUAUCUUGAUCUGUGAAGUCCAGUUGAUCUGUCACAAUUCGACCGUCCCCGUGAGUCUCUGCCACCAUGCAUCACUCUCAGCUGGCCCCGCUGCCGAAUGACCUGCCGUUUCGAAUCGUUUCCAAAACAAUCGGCCAGGGUGCCUACGCUUGCAUCAAAAAAGCAGUACCCUCCUACACAGACAAUCCCGUCUUCGCAGUCAAGUUCAUCCACAAAGAGUACGCCGCCCGUCAUGGCAAGGUCAGCCCGCGACAACUGCAAAUGGAGGCAACAGUUCACAAACAUAUUGGGGAUCACAACAACAUAAUAUCCUUCUUCCAAACUGGCGAGGACGACGUCUGGCGGUGGAUCGCCAUGGAGCUGGCCGAGGGUGGCGAUUUAUUCGACAAAAUCGAGGCUGACGAGGGCGUCGGCGAGGAUAUCGCGCAUGUGUACUUCUCACAGCUCAUCAGUGCCGUGGGAUACAUGCAUUCGAAGGGUGUGGGGCACCGGGACAUUAAGCCGGAGAACAUGCUGUUGACGGCCGAUGGGAAUCUGAAGAUCGCAGAUUUCGGGUUGGCAACGUUGUUUGAGUACAAGGGCGUGACAAAGUUAUCUACCACUUUCUGUGGGAGUCCGCCGUACAUUGCUCCUGAGGUGAUCUCGUGCAGUAGCAAGAAUAUGAUGAAAGGUACGGGCUACCGACCAGACCUGGUUGACAUUUGGUCCUGUGGGAUCGUCCUCUUUGUCCUCUUGGCUGGAAAUACCCCGUGGGAUAGUCCGACAGAGACCAGUUACGAAUUUCAGGAAUACCUUGCGACGAACGGGCGAACAUCCGAUGAGCUUUGGCAGCAGUUACCUACAGCGACUCUUUCACUACUGCGUGGCAUGCUGAAUAUCGACCCGACCAACCGGUUCUCCUUGGAAGAUGUGCGGAGGCAUCCCUGGUAUACGCGACCAAACAAAUACCUAUCUCGCAAUGGCACACUAAGGGAUCCCAUCAACUUGGCUACAACCAUGUUCGAGUCACUACAUAUCGAUUUCUCCCAGGAUCCCUUCGCUCGGCCCCAGGGAGGCAGUUUUGGUGGAGGGCGGAUGGACAUUGAUGUGGGCGAUGGCAUUGACUCGGAACAAAGGAUAUCUUCGACCCAACCGGAGAUGCCGAGGCCUGACAUGCUGGUCGAUUGGGACACGCCCCGAUUGGUAGAUGUGUUCUCGUCAACACAACCGCUGGGACGGCCAUUAUCCGACACGUCAGCACUCGACCAGCUGGAGGACGAGCCGUCCAUGUCACAGUUUUCUCCUCAUCCGUCCGUGCCGCUCAGUCGGACCCAGAAGGCUCAGCGGUUCCACGAUAUUGUGCCUUCACGUACUAUGACCCGAUUCUUCUCCACGUGGGAGCUUAAAAUAUUGGUCCCUCUCAUCUGCGAGGCUCUUCAUCGUAUUGGAGUUCCUGUUCCUACAGUUCCCGCCGUUUCUGCGGGAGACAGCGCGGCGAUGCUUCGAAUCGUUACCCGGGAUGGAAGGAUGUGUGCUCUGCAGGGCAAAGUUCUGAUCGAAUGUGUGUCGGAGGGCCUCUUUGAAAUAGAAUUCAUGAAAGUAAAGGGCGAUCCGCUGGAAUGGCGUCGGUUCUUCAAGAAGGUAGCCGUUCUCUGCAAGGAUGCCGUAUUCAAGCCCGACAACUAGGACGGGGUUGGAGACGGGGUAGCUUGGUCUCUUGACUAGGUACCUACGUUUUUGCAGUCGCUUCAUGUCUCAUGUCACGUCUGACGGUUAAUGUACGAGUAAUGCAAUUUAUAAUGAUUGGGUAUGGAAUGGGCAGGAAAGGGAAAUAGGUUAGCUGGCCAAUUGCCGGGGUUAAUUCUGGCUAAAAUUAAUAGUGCCACGAGAAUGGAAGGCUUCGGAGAAAAGUCAAAAAUCC
Molecule: messenger RNA, 2145 nt
Organism: Aspergillus sclerotioniger CBS 115572
Lineage: Eukaryota; Fungi; Ascomycota; Eurotiomycetes; Eurotiales; Aspergillaceae
Product: putative serine/threonine protein kinase
Exons: 2
Coding region: 312-1910 (532 amino acids)
Biological process (GO): intracellular signal transduction; microtubule cytoskeleton organization; protein phosphorylation
Cellular component (GO): cytoplasm
Molecular function (GO): ATP binding; tau-protein kinase activity; protein serine/threonine kinase activity
Source: RefSeq, a predicted model, not a curated record